CCAUUUCGAAUUCGAAAAAGCCACCAAGCUUUUCCUUUUAAUAUAAUUCGGCCGCCGCCUCCGCUUCCGCCUCUUCCCGAGUUCUCCCCAAGCCCCGACCAUGCCCUCCCCCUCCCGCGCCCCGCCGACGCCUCCGGCCGCCUCGGAGUGGCGCUGCGUCCGGUGCACGUUCCUCAACACUGAAUACUUCGACUCCUGCGAGUUGUGCCAGGCCUCGCGCCCAGUUGAGGUCGACAUCGACAGCCCCGUCGCCGUGGGCGCCGCCUUCGCGUUGGCCUCGUCCAAGCGGAGCCGGAGGAAGGAGGACCGCAGUGCGUCUACCCCACCCCAGCGGUUUGGGAGGAAGAGGGAGCGCGAUGCGUCGCCGGAUGUGGUUGAACUUUGCGAUAGUGCGGACAAGGGGCCCGCCGCCAAGAAAGGAAACCUUGAGAUUUGUUUGGAUAAGACGACCUUCAAAAUCAUGACAUACAAUGUCUGGUUCCGAGAGGAUGUGGAAGUGAUAAGAAGGAUGGAUGCUCUUGGGGAUCUUAUAAAGCAGCAUAGCCCAGACUUUAUAUGCUUCCAGGAGAUUACACCAUACAUAUAUAUGCUUCUGCAAAAAUCUGACUGGUGGCAACAAUACAAGUGCUUGUUGUCACAUGAGAAGGCUAUUCAGAUGCCGUAUUACUGCAUGCAGUUGAGCAAACUGCCAGUGAAGGCAUCUGACUGCACCCCAUUUUUGAACUCAAUAAUGGGAAGAGAGCUGUGCUUCACAAGUGUUAGCACAGGAGAGAUGAAAAAGUUAAUGAUAGGCACAACCCACCUCGAGAGCCCAUGCCCUGCACCUCCUAAGUGGGAUCAGAUGUACAGCAAAGAACGUGUGGAUCAGGCAAAGCAAUGCCUUGAAAUUCUGGGACGCUUCCCCAAUGCCAUACUCUGUGGGGACAUGAACUGGGACGACAAAGGAGACGGCCCUUUCCCUCUGCAGGAUGGGUGGACUGAUGCUUGGGUUGAGCUCAAGCCUGGAGAAGAUGGCUGGACCUAUGACACGAAGGCCAAUGGCAUGCUGUCAGGCAACCGCAAGCUGCAGAAGCGAAUGGACCGGUUUGUGUGCAAGCUGGCAGACUUCAAGAUCGUCAGCAUCGAGAUGAUCGGGAAGGAGGCAAUACCGGGUGUCUCCUACUACAAGGAGACGAAGAUUCGGAAAGAGAGCCGAAUGGUUGAGCUGCCUGUCUUUCCAAGCGACCACUUUGGGCUUGUUUUGACCAUCACCCAGCAGGAGAAUGACAGCUUCUGAACAACUGUUACAGUGACCCUGAAGCAUUUACUUUCGUUCUCUUUUGCAUGAUAUUUAGAGAGCAGUUCUGCGCUUCCACUGUUCUCAUUUUAGUGAUCGCCCCACGAUUUUGUAAACUUUGGUGGAGGCAUCAGUAGGCUAGGACGUGCAAAUGGUGGUUUUUUCUUACCAGGUGGCUACUUGUUGAUUCUUGCUACUUCGUUUCUCAUCAAUGUCUCAUUGAGAUGCUUGGGUUGGCUAAAAGAUAUGCCCUCUCGAUGGUCUUACUAUUAUAAAUACCGAAAUUAUCU
Molecule: messenger RNA, 1566 nt
Organism: Sorghum bicolor (sorghum)
Lineage: Eukaryota; Viridiplantae; Streptophyta; Magnoliopsida; Poales; Poaceae
Exons: 4
Coding region: 101-1276 (391 amino acids)
Biological process (GO): double-strand break repair
Cellular component (GO): PML body; cytoplasm
Molecular function (GO): 5'-tyrosyl-DNA phosphodiesterase activity; single-stranded DNA binding
Source: RefSeq, a predicted model, not a curated record